This is a messenger RNA of Cyphomyrmex costatus, 1167 nucleotides long. RefSeq lists its product as uncharacterized. Bases 1 to 975 code for a protein of 324 amino acids. The transcript has 6 exons. Lineage: Eukaryota; Metazoa; Arthropoda; Insecta; Hymenoptera; Formicidae. The record is from RefSeq and is a predicted model, not a curated record.
AUGAAGUGCCGCGUAACGAGACAAGUCCCGACGAUGAUGCGUAUCGCCCUUGUCGUAGCGGUGGUGCAUGCAUCGCCGGCCGAGCCCUUGCCCUCCAGCCUGCUCGGUGGAAUUGGUAACGUCGCAAAUACCGCAACCAAUUUCCUAACGGGAGUCGUGCAACGGCAAAAAGAACUAUUGCAUCGCGUUACGGACACUGCCGCGGACUACAUUACCAGCGCAGUAGAAAAGCCGAGAAAUUUAUUACUCAACGCUACCAGGGUGACGACUGGUUAUAUUGACAAUGCAGCCUCAAGGGGUCUCGAGUUCAAACUGAAAAGAUUUCUAGAGAAAUUCCGUACUAGGAUGCGCAACGGCAUCACAGAGCUGGGUAUUCCUCCGCUGGAGCCAUUCACUCUCGACGAGAUCGACAUCGACACGGAUAACCCAGAAAUCGGAAAGAUAUCCUUAGUCAUUGAGAACCUGGAAAUGAGAAACCUAUCGACUUUCUUAAUUGACCGAGCUAAGUUAUCGCUAAUCGGCCCUACUAUCACCAUCAAUAUCUCCAUACCCGAGAUUUAUGCUUCGGGCCAUUACAACAUUUCCGGCAUCCUGGGCAAUACGUACCCGCUACGCGGUGCGGGUUCUUUUCAGACAACUGUACGCGACUUCCGCGUUUACGUGAACACUGUGCUGGGCUACGCCAGAGGAAUGUACAUGAAGAGAUUCGACCUCGACUUCUCGUUGCGUGCCAUCAAAAUGCACUUAGAGAACUUUAUGGGCGGUGAAGAAAUCGGACAAAUUAUGAGCAAGGUAUUUGAAGAUUUAACACCGGAAGCACUGGAUGUUAUUAAACCGGACAUAUUGCCUCCGAUUCAGGAUUAUGUAGCGAGCCAUGUGAACGAGACGAUUCAUCAUUUGACUAUGAGAGAUCUGUUUCACGUCCUCCUAGGGGAAUACGAGUUUGGAGAUAUUACGCACCUAUUGAUACCCUGAGGAGAUAUUCGUGAAAACAUAAUCGAAAUGCAUCGCCGAAUUAUCGGACCGCGCAACUACGAGCGCAAUAACACGAGCUCAGUGUGUGUCUGAAAGUGCCUUCAUUUAAGGCGUAAGGGACCGCGAUUGCAACCGAAGUAUAAUGUACUCCGUUGCGAUGCGAUGGAACGAACAAUACCCGCGACGGCAAUA